Messenger RNA from Strongyloides ratti, 1863 nucleotides. RefSeq names its product GDP-Man:Man(3)GlcNAc(2)-PP-Dol alpha-1,2-mannosyltransferase. Bases 1 to 1863 code for a protein of 620 amino acids. The record is from RefSeq and is a predicted model, not a curated record. The transcript is spliced from 7 exons. NCBI's taxonomy places the organism in Eukaryota, Metazoa, Nematoda, Chromadorea, Rhabditida, Strongyloididae. Gene Ontology annotation, biological process: protein N-linked glycosylation. Gene Ontology annotation, molecular function: GDP-Man:Man(3)GlcNAc(2)-PP-Dol alpha-1,2-mannosyltransferase activity. Gene Ontology annotation, cellular component: endoplasmic reticulum membrane.
AUGGGUAUUUUAGUUUCAUUUAUUAUAAUAUUUUUCCUUCCUUCUGUACCAUUUUUGAUAUUUUUAUCAAUUUAUUUACGAGGAGUAAAAAAUAAAGAUUCAGUAGCAUUUUUUCAUCCAUACUGCAAUGCAGGUGGAGGUGGAGAAAGAGUUCUAUGGUGUGCUUUAAAUGGCAUGCAAAAAAGAUAUGGCAACAGAGGAAUUAAGUUUGUCAUUUAUUCAGGAGACACUGAUGUAACAGCAAAAGAUAUUUUGCAAAAAGCUAAAGAAAGAUUUAAUGUUGAAGUUUCAGAAGAUAAUGUUAAAUUUAUUUUUUUAAGAUGGCGUUGGCUUUUAGAAUCAUCAAAUUAUCCUCGUUUUACAUUAAUUCUUCAAACUUUAGCUGGAUAUUAUGUUGGAUUGGAAGGAUUAUUAAAAUACAAUCCAGAAAUAGUAAUUGAUACGAUGGGUUAUCCAAUUAUAUUACCAUUAUUUAAAUGGAUUGGUGGAUGUAAAGUUGCUUGUUAUGUUCAUUAUCCUACUAUAAGUACAGAUAUGAUAAAUUUAAUUGAAAAUCGUAAAUCAAGUUACAAUAAUGCAGAAUGGAUAUCAAAAAGUUUUAUAUUUAGUUAUGUAAUGGUUAAUGGUAGUUGGACAGAAAAACAUAUUAAUUCACUAUGGAAUUGUAAAUCUAAAAAAGUUUAUCCACCAUGUAAUGUUGAGGAAUUUUUAAAAAUUCAAAAUACAUCAGAAGAUGUAUUAAAAAAUAAAAAAGUUGUACAGAUAUUAUCAGUAGGACAAAUUAGGCCAGAAAAAAAUCAUAGAUUACAACUUGAAUCAUUUGCAAUGGCUAAAAAAGUUUUAGAAAAAAAUGAUAUUAAACUUAAACUUAUUAUUGUUGGUGGUUGUCGUCAUGAAGAUGACAUUCAACGUUAUGAAAUGCUUAAAGAUUAUAGUGGGAAAUUAUCAAUAUUAGAUGAUGUUAUUUGGAAAGUGAACUGUCCAUUUAAUGUACUAUUAGAACUAAUGUCUACUUCUUUAAUUGGAAUACAUACAAUGAUUAAUGAACAUUUUGGUAUAUCUGUUGUUGAACAGAUGGCAGCUGGAAAUAUUAUGAUUUCACACAAUUCUGGAGGACCUUUAAUGGAUAUUGUUGUUGAUAAGUAUCCUUCAUCAAAAUGUAGGGGUUUUUUAGCAACAACAUCUUCAGAAUAUAGUGAAGCAAUAAUUGAUAUAGUAAAUUUAAGUAUUGAUAAAAGAAAUAAAAUUAGAGAAGAAGCUAAAAAACAACUUGAAAAAUUUAGUGAUAUUAAUGAAGCGGAAAAGAAAGUUCGGACUUUUAAGACAGCUUUUGACCUAACAAGUUUUAGCUUUUUUCAACGUGGAUCUGUAAAAGAAUUUAUGGAAUUUACAGGAAAACUUUUAGUUGAAAGAUCAGCUAUACCAGCUAGAACAAGUGUUAAAGAACAAGAAUACUAUUGUCAUACUUAUGUUCGUUCAGAUGGUCUUUCUGGUGUUUGUGUAACAGAUUCUGAAUAUCAAUCUCAUGUAGCUUUUACAAUGCUUGGAAAAGUUUUAGAUGAUUUUAUUUCUAAAAUUCAUCCAUCUCAAUGGAAUUCUAUUAAUCAGGAGAAAGAUUGUAGUUAUACCAUUUUAAAUGAACAAUUAGUCAAAUGGCAAAAUCCAUCACAGGCUGAUGCAAUGACAAGAGUCCAAGAAGAAGUGGAAGAAACAAAAGUUAUCCUUCAUGAUACUAUUCAAUCAAUUUUACAUAGAGGAGAAAAAUUAGAUGAUAUAGUAAAGGCAAGUGAAAGUUUAAGUGAACAAAGUAAAAUGUUUUAUACACAAGCUAAAAAAAUGAACAAAUGUUGUAAUUGGACUUAA